Molecule: messenger RNA, 4090 nt
Organism: Punica granatum (pomegranate)
Lineage: Eukaryota; Viridiplantae; Streptophyta; Magnoliopsida; Myrtales; Lythraceae
Source: RefSeq, a predicted model, not a curated record
AUGAGGAGCAAAGAUAGCAUGUUUAGGUACGCAGAUCGGCUGGACAAGAUGCUGAUGCUGUUCGGGACUCUGGGAAGCAUCGGAGAUGGGUUGCAGUACCCUUUGAUGAUGUUUGUAGUCAGCAAAGUUAUCAAUGAAUAUGGGAGAGAGAAUGGCUCAGUUUCUAUGGACACUGUCAAUAAGUAUGCGCUUAAGCUGCUAUAUGUUGCGAUUCUAGUCGGCCUCUCUGCUUUUGUCGAGGGACUUUGUUGGUCAAGAACUGCCGAAAGACAAACUUCUCGUAUGAGAACAGCAUACCUGAAAUCAGUCCUUAGGCAAGAAGUCAGUUUCUUUGACACACAAGAAGCUGGUUCCUCAACCACAUACAAAGUGGUCACGACCAUAUCUGCCGAUGCCAACUCGAUCCAAGUUGCUAUCUGCGAAAAGAUACCAGAUUGCCUUGCAUACAUGUCGACCUUCGUAUUCUGCCUCCUGUUUGCAUUCAUACUAUCAUGGAAACUCGCUCUAGCAGCCUUUCCCUUCACAAUCUUGUUUAUUGUCCCUGCUCUCGUGUUUGGAAAGCUCAUGAUGGACCUCACAAUGAAGAUGAUCGAAUCAUAUGGAGUUGCAGGUGGGAUUGCAGAACAGGCGAUAUCUUCGAUCAGGACUGUGUACGCUUAUGUGGGAGAGUAUCAGACACUUGAUAAGUUCAGUUCCGCGCUUCAGAAGACAAUGGAGCUCGGGAUAAGGCAAGGUUUUGCGAAAGGACUGAUGCUAGGAAGCAUGGGGAUCAUUUAUGUCGGAUGGGCAUUUCAGGCUUGGGUUGGAACAAUCUUGGUGAGCGAUAAGGGCGAGAAGGGAGGAACUAUCUUUGUGGCUGGAAUCUGUGUUAUCAUGGGAGGAUUGUGUGUGUUGAGCGCACUUCCGAACCUAACUGCCAUCACAGAGGCAAGCACAUCGACUACCCGUAUCUUUGAGAUGAUUGAUCGGACUCCUAGCAUAGAUACAGAAGAUAAGAAGGGAAAGGCUUUAUCAUAUGUUAGGGGAGAAAUCGAAUUCAAGGACAUCUACUUCAAUUACCCAUCAAGACCCGAUACUCCGAUCCUGCAGGGGCUUAACUUCAAGGCUCCAGCUGGCCAGAGUGUGGGCCUCAUUGGGGGCAGUGGUUCAGGCAAGUCUACUAUCAUUGCACUCCUUCAGCGGUUCUAUGAUCCGAUUGAGGGGGAGAUUCUAUUGGAUGGGUACAAAAUUAGAAGGCUUCAGCUCAAGUGGUUGAGAUCACUGAUGGGCUUGGUAAAUCAAGAACCGGUUCUCUUUGCGACGUCGAUAAAGGAGAACAUACUGUUCGGGAAGGAAGGAGCAACAAUGGAGGAAGUUAUGACAGCAGCAAAGGCCGGCAAUGCCCAUGACUUCAUAUCUAAGCUACCCGAUGGAUACGAAACUCAGGUGGGGCAAUUCGGGUUUCAAUUGUCAGGCGGACAAAAGCAGAGGAUCGCCAUUGCUAGAGCUCUGAUCAGGGAACCGAAGAUUCUUCUGCUUGACGAAGCCACAAGUGCCCUGGACAAUCAGUCUGAGAAGAUAGUCCAGGAGGCGAUUGAUAAGGCCUCAGUUGGAAGAACAACGAUCAUCAUUGCUCACCGGCUAUCUACAAUUCGCCGAGCGGACCUUAUCGUGGUCCUCCAAGCAGGAAAAGUUGUUGAGUCGGGGUCGCACAACGAGCUGAUCCACAUCAAUGACGGGGAGGGCGGCGAGUACCUGAGGAUGGUAAAGCUGCAACAGAAUAUGGCAGCAUCCACAAAUGAAGAAACUGUCAAUGCCACCCCGAGCCGCCAAAUCGGAGGAAGAAAUCACCACCACUGGACCAAUCCCGCCCCAAGCCCAGUGAGUGUCAGGUCGAGCAUUCACAGCACUCCUGCACUGAACCCCAUGAGCCCUGGACUCUCCUUCAGCGCACCCUACUCCUAUACAGUUCAGUAUGACCUUGACGAAAGCGAAGAAGAAGACUAUGAGAAAAAAUCAUCUUAUCCUCCACCGUCCCAAUGGCGCCUGCUCAAAAUGAACAGGCCGGAGUGGAUGCAGGGUCUGGUUGGGUGCUUGGCUGCAAUAGGCUCAGGAGCGGUCCAGCCCAUCAAUGCCUACAUUGUGGGGUCCCUAAUCUCAAACUACUUCCGGACCGACAAGUCCGAGAUGAAGUCAAAGUCCCGAGAGUACAGCUUCAUAUUCCUAGGAAUUGCCGCCCUCAACUUCCUCACAAGCCUUGUCCAGCACUACAACUUUGCCGUCAUGGGUGAGAAGCUCACAAGGAGAGUACGGGAAACUCUACUGGAAAGGCUCAUGACUUUUGAGGUAGGGUGGUUCGAUCAAGACGAGAACACAAGUGCUGCAAUCUGUGCAAGGAUUGCCACAGAGGCAAACAUGGUCCGUUCUAUUGUUGGGGAUAGGAUGUCCCUUUUGGUGCAGGCGAUAUUCGGAUCUUGCUUUGCUUAUGCUCUUGGGCUCGUACUGACAUGGCGGUUGACCCUCGUGAUGAUCGCGGUGCAGCCAUUAGUCAUCGGGAGUUUCUAUGCUCGGAGCGUGCUCAUGAAAAGCAUGGCUGGAAAAGCCCAGAAGGCCCAGAAAGAAGGAAGCCAGCUUGCAAGUGAGGCUGCUAUCAACCACCGGACCAUAACUGCCUUCUCGUCUCAGAAACGGAUCCUCGGACUCUUCAAGGCCACCUUGAAUGGCCCACGACAAGAGAGCGUCAAACAGUCAUGGUAUGCUGGAAUCGGGCUGUUCAGCUCCCAAUUCUUUAACACGGCAUCAGUGGCUUUAUCGUAUUGGUAUGGUGGAAAGCUACUGACAGAAGGUUUAAUAACACCGGAGCACCUUUUCCAGUCGUUCCUAAUACUGGUUUUUACUGCAUAUAUUAUUGCUGAUGCUGGGAGCAUGACUAAUGAUUUGUCCAAGGGAAGCAACGCAAUUAGGGCAGUUUUCGCAGUCCUAGACAGAAAACCCGAAAUUGAUCCUGAUAGUACAUGGGGAGUUGAUGUUAAGAAAACCAUCCGGGGCAAUGUAGAGCUGAGAGAUGUCUUCUUCUCGUACCCUGCAAGGCCCGACCAGCUGAUCUUCAAGGGCCUGAGCCUAAAGAUACGAGCAGGAAAGACUGUGGCAUUGGUUGGACCAAGUGGUUCAGGAAAAUCUACCAUCAUUGGGCUGAUUGAGAGAUUCUACGAUCCAAUAAAGGGGUCUGUGCUCAUCGAUGGACAGGACAUAAAGAACUAUAACUUGAGGAUCUUAAGGUUGCACAUCGCUCUGGUCAGUCAAGAGCCAACCCUUUUUGCGGGAACUAUCCGGGAAAACAUCACCUAUGGGAAAGAAGGUGCAAAGGAGUCAGAAAUAAGGAAGGCGGCUGUUCUUGCAAAUGCUCACGAAUUCAUAAGUGGCAUGAAAGACGGAUAUGACACGUACUGCGGAGAGAGGGGGGUCCAGCUAUCAGGAGGCCAGAAGCAGAGGAUCGCACUAGCUCGGGCAAUACUGAAGAACCCAUCCAUCCUCUUACUCGACGAGGCAACAAGUGCACUUGACAGUGUGUCUGAGAGCUUGGUCCAGGAAGCACUGGAGAAGAUGAUGGUGGACAGGACGUGCGUAGUGGUGGCCCACAGGCUCUCGACGAUACAGAAGUCCGAUUCCAUUGCCGUCAUCAAGAAUGGAAAAGUCGCAGAGCAAGGCUCCCACAAUGAGCUGAUCUCGCUGGGACGUGGCGGAACCUACUAUUCAUUAGUCAAAUCUCAAGGCAGCAACUCCCCAUAUCGUUAACAAGCAGAAUGCAGUCCUCUCAUAUUGUAUCAUCUCGUUCUUAUGCGUUAAGAGUUUUUUUUGUAUAAGUGAGUGUUAAGAUUUAGGAACUGAGUUUUUGUGUAUAUACGAAGUCGAACUUGGGCUUCAACUCGGAAAGACGGGGGAGGGCGCACUUGCCCCGUGUUUUCCAGCAAGCACCAGGAAAAAUAAAAUGUAAAGAAAAGCUCAUGGAAGAUGGUGUAAGUUUUUGGUGUUCCAAGUAGCAGUUUCAUUUUCUGGUGAAGUACAGAACAAUAAAAUAAGACAAAGGGGGAAUUUCCUGGUGUUUGCUGGA